ACAAGCAAUGGAAGGCCAAGGUAGUUUUGUAAGAGUAACAAGAUUGGCGAAGAAAAGGGAAGCAGAAGCAAUGGUUAAGCAUUUACAACAACCCAAUAAGAAGAGAGUUGUUUUGGGUGAAAUUCAAGAUUUGUCAAAUGUGGGUUUUAAUAAGAUUAAGCCCAAAUGUAAGAAGACUACUAAAAGGAAGGUGAAAAGGUGUGUUAGUGAGAAAGACAAGGAAUGUGAUGACCCCCAGAUGUGCAGUGCUUAUGUUUCUGAUAUAUAUGCUAAUUUGGAUGAUGACCCUCAGAUGUGUAGUGCUUAUGCUUCUGAUAUAUAUGAUUAUCUUCAUCAUAUGGAGAUUGAGAAAAAGAGAAGACCAUUGCCUGAUUACCUUGAAAAGAUUCAAAAGGAUGUGACUGCAAAUAUGAGAGGAGUUUUGGUUGACUGGCUGGUGGAAGUUGCAGAGGAAUACAAACUUUUAGUAGACACUUUGUACCUUACUGUUUCCCACAUCGAUAGAUUCUUAUCAGUGAAUGUCAUUCCUAGGCAAAGACUUCAGCUUUUGGGUGUUGCUUCAAUGCUCAUCGCUGCGAAGUAUGAGGAAAUUAAGCCUCCACAUGCUAAGGAUUUUAGCUACAUUACAGCCAAUACAUUUACAAAGAAAGACGUGGUGAAGAUGGAGGCUAGUGUGUUACAAUCCCUCAAAUUUGAAAUGGGUAAUCCCACAACCAAAACAUUUCUCAGAAGAUUUACUAGGGUUGCCCAAGAAGAUUACAAAAAUCCCGAUUUGCAGUUAGAGUUUCUAGGCUACUACCUAGCAGAGUUGAGUUUAUUGGAUUACAACUGUGUGAAAUUCUUGCCUUCUUUGGUAGCCGCUGCGGUGAUAUUCCUUUCGAGGUUCACAUUACAGCCAAAGUCAAAUCCUUGGAAUGUGGCCCUUAAAAGUUGCUCAGGAUAUAGAGCAGUAGAUUUAAAGGAAUGUGUUUUUAUCAUACAUGACUUGCAAUUGAGCAGAAGAGGAAGCACUUUGGUAGCUGUGAGGGACAAAUACAAGCUGCAUAAGUUCAAAUGUGUGUCGACAUUGUCUUCUCCUCUGGAGAUACCAGAUUCUUUCUUCGAAGAUACAAGUUAAUGAUUAGUUGGGUAUAUGCUUGGAAAUUGGAAAGGGAUGAUACAAAUGAUACUCUGGAGGAGGUGAACUGCCUUCUUGGUGCUGGCUCAUGCUACUUUGAGGACAUCAUUUUAGCAUAUUUGGUAUAAUCUUUAUGAUGUAUGAAAGUUAUAGGUAACUAGUAAGAUAAUAUUGAAACGAUGUAGCUUGGUCUCUGCAUGUUUAGAUUAAAGCCAUGGAUAGCAAAAAUUAUGGUUCUGCGUUGUACUCUUGACAUCUUGUAAUAAGCUGGAAAAAACUCCAGAGUACUUACUAGUAUAUGAAAAGAUAUGAAUGUACAGAGUAUUACCUUCAUUUGGAGUACUAAA
Molecule: messenger RNA, 1464 nt
Organism: Lycium ferocissimum
Lineage: Eukaryota; Viridiplantae; Streptophyta; Magnoliopsida; Solanales; Solanaceae
Product: G2/mitotic-specific cyclin C13-1-like
Exons: 6
Coding region: 8-1117 (369 amino acids)
Biological process (GO): regulation of cyclin-dependent protein serine/threonine kinase activity; mitotic cell cycle phase transition
Cellular component (GO): nucleus; cyclin-dependent protein kinase holoenzyme complex; cytoplasm
Molecular function (GO): cyclin-dependent protein serine/threonine kinase regulator activity
Source: RefSeq, a predicted model, not a curated record